AUGAAAUGUGAUAUGGAGGAAAAAUACAAUGUAUUGAAGGAUGUUAAUAUAGAUAACAUAUUUAAAUAUGUUAUUCAUACCCAAAAUGGUGGAAGAAAAAAAACGGCCUUGAUUUUUUAUUUGUGUAAUUCUCUGGAGUCACGACAUAUUGGACAGGACAGUAAUGUGCUUGUUCUAUAUUUCAAUUUGCUUCCAUCCUUUGAAAGCCAUCUGAGGGAAGUAUUUAAAACCAGACUAGCAACAAGGAAUAAAGAAAUUAAAGGAUGUUACGAGAAGAAAGAAUCAGAAUUACAGUUUAGUCUAAAACUGGGAUCACUGAAUUUGUAUUUUAGCUACAUCAUCAUUCAUGUAUCCUAUUUUGUGACAUUAAAUAGGAAUUAUAAAGAAAAUAAUACUAUCCAAUUGUUUGUGUAUUAUUUGCACGUAUUAACAUUUGUGACUUUACAAAAAUAUUUAUUUUUUAAGAAAAUAAAUACUUUAGAGAAAUUAAUGCACCUAUGUUAUUUAAAUAUUUUAUUAACCUUUUUAAUUAACAUUUAUAAAUUUAAAAUAUUUGAAAUUUUAAGUGAGAAGAAAUUUUAUGUGAUCUCAAAAUAUAUUUAUUUAAUUAUUUACCUAUUUAUUCAUAUAAAAAAAAAUUCCAAUACUGAUAAAUUAUUUAUUUGUUUUUACGAUUAUGUGUACAAUGUUGUCAAUAUAUUGGUUGAUAAAUAUAUGUACUAUUUUGAAAAGUACAAAAGGAAAAAUGGAGAAAAUAAGCUAGUGUUAUAUUACAAAAAUUUUGUUACAUUUGGAUGUGAAUACAUGAGUAAGUUAAAAGUUUUGAAGCAUGUAGAAAAGUAUAUUUUGCAUAAUAGGAAGAAUGUCUUUUGCAUUUUUACCCUCUUGAGUAUAGUGAAGAAUACCGUGGAUUACCAUUUGUUAGAUUCUUUAUGUGAAGAAAAAUCUGUUUCUAUUACCUUUCAGAGGAAGAACAAAGAAGAAGCUGAUCUUCUUGUAAAGGAAGAAAAUGAAGGGACAUUAGAACCCACAACACUUAUAAAUGAAGCAAAUGUUCUGAUUGAUGGGAAGAACCACAAAGAUUGUGAGAAGCUUCUACUUGUACAAAACAAAAGAGUGAAAGAAUUGAUAUUUUUGAAAUUACUCCGAUUGUCAGAAAUUCUGUUAAUCAAAAAAGAUAGAAUAUAUUUAACUAUUUAUUUGCAUAAUGCAAUUGGGAAAGUAGCCAAAUAUGUGGUGCAAGAAAUUUAUCGAGUUGCUAAUGAAAAAGAUUGUAAAAAGACAGGUUACUUCUCAGCAGUGCUAUACAAUAGGGUGUUAUACCUAUACGAAUAUUACUUUAACACCCUUUUUUAUAUAAUCAACAAAAAUGUUAAAAAAAAAAAUCGAGAAAAGGAAAAAGGAGUAACUGGAACAGGAGAAGCAAAUAAUAAUUCUCUAAUCAACUCUGCACAUAUAUACCUACUGAAAAGUUGUAUAUUUUACAUGUACGAAAUGUAUUUGAUACUAAUUCUUCUUUUACAUAUAGCACCAAAGAAUUUUGAAUCCAUUUUGAGCAGCAAUAAAUUUUCCUUUGUUAAUAAAAUAUUAGGUAUACAAAUGACAAACCAGAAAGUUAUACAUAUUGUUAACAUUGUUACUUUCUUUUACAACUUUGUUUUAAGAAGCACGAUGGCAACUCCACCUGCAACCAGCUACGCCUUUAUAGUUAUAAAUUGUCUCAUUUUGAAUAAUAAAAAAUUAAAUUACUUCAUACAAACAAUAUUGACUAAAUAUAAAAAAAAGGGAGAUACAUUUGUUGUCAUAGACAGGUAUCACAAUAAUAUGUUGGAAAUCAAGCCUUCUGCUGAUCAUAUAUCGACAGGAGAGGAGGAAGCAGAACCGAAUGAUGAAAUCCAACUCAAGGAUAACAAAUCUGAAGAGAAAAAUAUUCCACGGGAUGAUAACCUAGAUAGAGUUCUCUUGGUCAAUUCAAAUCUGGUUUUACAUGAAAAAAAUAGUAUUAAUGUUGAGGUAAACACCUAUGUCAAGUUGAAUUUUCUUCAUUAUUUGUCUGAGGAUUCCUAUAAGAAUGUUUCGUUUAAAGAGAGUAGAAGCAAUUUGAUGAAGGAUGCUGUGGCAGCAGCACCGGUUGAUUCAGGAGCAGAUGCAGCUAUUAACCAGACGCGUAAUAAUACAAUAUCAGAUGUUAUAAACAUAGGUAUUUUGGAAAAAGACGUUGGAAGUUUAUUGCAUACACGUGACAACUGUGCAAAUAGGAGCGAUACUAAAGAUCUUUUGGAGAAGAACAUAUUGAAAGUUGGUAAUGGCAUCAUCAAAAACUGCAUGAUCAGAAAUCAUACCAUCAGCAAUUGCACCUUAAGGAGUUACACGUAUAGUAGUUGUGGACGAUUUCCCAGAGGAAGGGAAGAAAUUUAUGCCAAAAUAUACUUUCCUUUAUUGAUGAAAAAGCUCUUGUCAGAGUUAAUAAAAAAAAAAAAACAGGAAGAAAUUAACGUUGAGAGUAAUUGUAAGAAUUAUCUUGCGAUAUACAUAAACAAGGUACACUACUAUUGUAGUAACAUUUUUAAUUACAAGGCUAUGUUCAAAAAUAAUUUUAGCUCAUUUGUGAAAGACAAUUUUUCAAAAAAAAAAAGUCAUCUAAUUGAAAACGUAUCGUCAUUUAAUCGAAUGUUUAAGAUGCAUAGUAAUAUAAAAAUGAGUGAUAAAAAAAAAAAAAGUAUUUUUUUUACGAAUAAAACUUUUAUUAUUUCAAGCAUAGAAAAGAAACAGAGCUAUUCCAAUUACAACUUUUUGAAGAAGAUUGUAAACCACAAAUUUCCUUACUUUGGCAAUGAAAACUAUUAUUUUAAUUUUUUAUUUAAUUUGAAAUUUUUGCACAAUUUGAAUGAUAACAUCAAUGAAUAUUUUUUAUUGAAGAAAAAAAAGAAGCAAAUAAACCGUAAGGUUAUUUUUAACAUUAGUUUAAACAUAAAAGAAAAAAUAAAGAAAAUCAAACACGUACCGAAUGACAUAUGUGCUGAUCCAUUGGAAAGUAAUUCCGAUCACCCUAGCGAUUCCUUCCAUUCCAUUAAUUCGAUUGAUCUGAAUAAAGAAAUGAGUUUAAGGAGAUUAAGCAAAAGUGACAACAUGGCUAAGGGACGUGUAUCAAAUAAAGGGAAAUACUACCAACCCAAAAAAAAAAGAAUAAGAAAAAAAAAAAAAAAAAAAAAAAAAAAAAAAAAAGACGAAAAUUUUUUAUUGCAUUUUUUGUUUGUAAAUUACAAUUAUUGUGUUUUUAACUAUGAUGCAAGUGAUCAUAUGAGUUACUUUUAUUUGUUCAUCCUCAAAUCCUUCGAAAGUAUAAUACCAUAUGUGCACAUAUACAAAUACAUUUCUGCCAUGUUACUUUUCAUUAUUUCCUUUGUUGAAAAAAAACCUCUUCCCUAUUUUGACCUUCUCCGAAUUAAUGGACACUUACAUCAUGAAAUAAUCAAAAGAAUGGAUAGAGAAAUUGAAUCUGAAUUAAUGAAGAAGAAAAAAUUGCAGGGCGAACCAGUUUCAUAUGAUAGAGAUAAUGAGCCUUCAAAAUGUGUUAGGAAAAGGUGCAAACGAGAGGAGGAAAUUUCAUGGAAUAAUACACACACCAUUUCACAUGCAUACAAUAUCAGAAAGGAGAAAAGGUGCACACCUUCUAAUGGUAGAACGUUAAAGAAAAUUAUGUACGAGGGGAUGAUAAAAGAAUAUGCAAAUGUAGAGGGAGAAGUAAGAGAAAAAAUGGAUGAUCUGGAAAGAGGCAAAUAUGAUAAUGGUGAGAUUUAUUCUAUUUUUCUUCGAGGAAAUAACCGUAAGGCAGCGUUGAAUAUAUUGUUAGGAAUAAUCGACAAAGUGAAAAUACAUCUGUUCAGCAAUACAUUUCACUAUUUAUACAGAAACUUAAGAAAAUAUAACAAAUAUUUAACGUUGUUAUCUUUAUAUUUUUAUAAGCUGUAUUUCACAUUUUUGUAUUAUGAUAUAUAUGAAAAGGAUUACAUUAACGGGAAGGAAGUGCAACUGAUUAAGAAAAAAAUUGUUGAAAUAACUCCAAUUUUAUGUAUUAAAUAUAUGAACAAGAUGAACAUAUAUAAUGUGUGCAAAAAGGAAAUUUUGAAAUUGGUUAAAGAAAAUAAAACAAAGAAUGAUGAACUGAAAUUAAACAAUAACGAUAUUGAUAAGUUGUAUUUACUUAUAAUAUACUAUAUAGAAAGUAUGAGAAAAAGGGAAUAUAUUUUAUAUAGCCUUUAUUUACUUAUUGAUAAAUCUAUUUUUCGAAAUAAAUAUUUACACAAGAAUGUAAAGAAAUUAAUUAAUUAUAAGAUAUACGUAUUUUUAAACGAUAUGCACAAUUUUCACGAUUACAGUUUUAUAUUUUCUACUUUUUUUUUACUGAUGAAUAUUAUGAAUUAUAAUAAAAUUGUCCGGAAUUAUAUAUACUAUAUAUUUGAUCAUAUUUUCAAAUUGAAAUUGAACAUUUUAUUUGACAGUAGUUUUCUCAUAUGCUUUUUAAAGAACAUUGAGAAAAGUAGUUUGGAUUAUGCAUUUUCAAAAAUGAUAUAUGAGGAAAAAAAAAAUUAUAAAAGUCUCAUAGAUAAGAAGAAAAAUGUUAUGAUCAAAAUUAUACACAAAGUCAAUUUAUACAUUACUAUAAAUUAUUUGCUCUUUUUGAAGAUGUUAAAUUGUUCAAAAUUCUUUGAAAAUUUGUAUUCUUAUUUUUAUUAUGAAUUUUACAUUUUCUGCGUCAAAAAAUACACCAAAAGGUACAAGGAUUAUAAUUAUAAAUAUAUGUCCGAUGUGUGGAAGCACAAUCAGAUAUGCUCCACGUGUAUUAGACAGAGGAAGAGGAGUAGUAGAAUCAUUUCCCUUUCAAACCACACCUCUUCUCGUGAUAACGUUUGCGAUGAAUCAGUUAGAUGUGUCUUAAAUUCUCAUGCUAGUAUGUCACACUGUUUGGAGAAAAGUGAUCAAAGUGGAACAGUCGAAGAUAUUGUUUCAGAGAGAAAGGAACAGAAUUUCAGAUCAACAGAAUUGAUACAAAGGAAGGAAUCUAACAAUGGGCAGCCAUUGCAAAAGGAGUUGGAUAUUCAAACAGGUAAGACUAACGGUGGUGUGAGAAAAAGCGAAGAUCAUAUCAGCGAAGACGGAAGAGAAUUGGAUAAAAGUUCAUCUGUUCAACAGAUUGAGGUAGAAACCUCAAAUAAAAUCGACAAGAAUAUUGAAUAUGAAAUGAGUAACAACCCGUGGUUAGACAGGAGAAAGAGCUACUCAAAAAUGCAUGACAAUAGGAGAGUAAUGAUGAUGAUGAUGAAGAGUCUCCCAUCAUUGAAACAACAAAAGCAGUAUAAUAGAAGCAGGAAAAUAAGAUCAAUGAAUAAUAAGAGCGAAGAUCCAUUCUUGAACUAUGGAAGAAUUGUUAGAAGGAGAAAAAACAUAAAUUCUAAUUUUUUCGAAACGAAUAAAGAAUUCAGUGAAUUUUUUGGAAGUACUAAUGAUGAUACUUUGGCAAAUGAAACAAUAAAUAAUGAUGUGAAUUAUUUUAAGAUUUUAAAAAAGAUACGAGGGGGAAAUACAUUUAUAUAUAACAUUUAUGACAUAAAAAUAUGCAAGCGUGUAUUAUAUAAUAAGAAAUAUUUUAAGGAAUAUAUGAAUAUUAUAAAUUUUGUAAUAUGUAUAUUUUUAGCUACCAAUAUUAAUAAUUUAAACUUGGAUACACUGAACAAUAAUUAUAUAUAUAUCAUUUCCAAAAUUGUUAAGAAAAACUUCAAAUUUUAUUUUUUUUAUUUUUAUUAUAACAUAUUUAAAAACAAGAAUAAACGAUUUAAAAAUAUUUACAACACCAAUUUUGAUCAUAUUUUAAGGAGACACCCACACACACCCUUCAGAAAUACAAAUAUUUCAAAAAUAAGCAUAAAGAAUAAGUAUAUAUACGUCCUCUAUACACUUUCGACUAUUCUAUGUGUGUAUAAUUACAAGUAUGCCUUUUUCAAUUACUACUUUUUUUUCUUCUACAAAUUUGUAAAAAUUUUGGCCAAAUUUUUUGUCAAGUCUGUAACUGUAGCAAAUUUUCUGAUAGAUAGAUGUGCAAUAAUCCUUCACACCAGGGAAGGAGAAUUCGUGAAUGACUCGGAUGAUGAGAAGGGUGAAAAGGGUGAAAAUGAUGAUUAUUAUGACAGUGAUCUUGUAUACCACAGUCCUUAUGGUAAUAAGAAGAAUUUACAGAAAGAGUCUUUUUCUCCUAUGUGCAGGAUAAGCUCAUUAAAUGAUUACAGAUUGCUGCAUGUGAGGAAAAAAGAAGGGAUGGAUUUGAGAAAAAGUGAGCGCGAGAAAUCAUUGUUCCUGAAUAAAGAGGAACACAAUUUUGUAGAAAGUGAUAUUAAAAUGAUCAAGUACUAUGUAAAUGAAUAUAUAAGAAAGGGAAAAUUAUCAAUUCAGAAUGAGCUUCAAAGCAAUAAAUUUUCACACCAGUAUAUAUUGGAAAAAUAUAUAACCCUUAUUAACAAUGUGUUGAUAUUGUUUGUUUAUGUAAAUAUUAUAUCUCUUAUGUAUGGGAAUAUAAACUUAUCUGAGACAAAAGCAGUUGAAAGGAAAUUAAAAUUGUUGGAUAAAUAUAACUACUACCUGAUGAAAAAAAUUGUGGAAAUUUAUUUUUUAAACAUUCCUUACUUAUGUAAUUAUUUGAUUGUCACUUUAGAAUUUUUCAUAAUUUUUAGUAACACAGCAUUGAGUAUAAAUUAUAGCACGUUCUCAUUAAUGAAAGAGAUAAAAUUUGUUAUAAAAAGUUUUUAUAUGUAUCGUCUUAUUAACACUUUUAACAUGCUGCAAAAUUUGAAAACAUUUUAUCAUUUAAAUUAUUACAAGAAUGCAAAUUUGUAUUUUCAUAAUUAUAAGAAGGAUAGCUAUGAGCAUUUUUCUCGUGUGCACAAGUUCAAUUCUGUGUCUGCAGAAAAUGGUCACAUUUAUGAGGAUCAGAAAUUUCCCAAUGUUGUAUACUGCAAAAAUGAGGAAAUAAUUUCACAAGAUGAAAGUGAUGGAAGUGUGAGCGAAUACAAUGAUUGCAUAUAUAAGGACGCUUUCAAAGAGUUGAAGGAAAUAUUUAAAAAGAAAACAAAGGAAUAUAUAAACAACUAUUUUGAAAUAAAUAUGAAAAAUAUUUUUUACCUUUUGGAUUGCUUUAAAGAUAUAUCAGUGAUUUCACUUUUUAUAAAUUUUUACAUACACGAAAAUGCAAAGAUUAAGGACAUUUAUAACAGUGUACAUAUGGAGAGUAUGAAUAAUAUAUACUUGUACAAUUUUAAAUUAUUAAAAAUAAACUACCAUUUUGUAUGUAUUCUAUUUUCAAGUAUAGUUCAGAUUUUUAAUUAUACCUCCAACUUUUUUCACUCCUAUAGUUAUUUUAUACAAUUAUAUUCAAAGUAUAAAUAUAGCUAUUUUUUGUACGAUUACAAUUUGCAUAAUUUUUUUACCUUUUUUAAUGUGUACAUAUUUAUGACGAGCAGAAGUAAACAAAAGAAAAACCACAUGGUCACUAUAAAUAAACAAAUAAAUACUCUAUGCAUUAAUGACAUUUUCGAUUUUAAUAAACUAUUACUACAGAAAGGUUUUUUAUUUUUAUGCUUUUUUUUUCACAAUUUUGAUAACAUACUUCCAGAUAUUUACUGCAUCAAUUGUGCAAAUAAAUAUUCUGUUGGUUCCUAUGGUAAAAAUGCACUUCCUGUCGUUUGGGAUCGUGUAGGAGCAGAAACAAAACGGAAGAAACACAUUAGAGAAGAUCAACUAGCCAAAUGUGCAGCCCCCACGAAUGAAGCAAGAGUCAUAAAUGUGCAAAAGGAUGCACAAAAUGGAAUUAUCUCAAUUUCGAGAAAAAAUGUAAAACAGCUGAAUGACAGAGAAAAUAGUCUUCAUGAAAAUUUAGCAAUUCGAAAUGGAGAAGCGAGUGAGGAAAAUUCAAUAACUGAAAAUGUAGAAACAGGUGAAGAAAAUACCAUGAUCAUGCAAGAUUCAUAUAAAGAACAGAAGACUCCAGAAGUAGGAGGAGGGAGGAUGGGAUAUCUCGAAAUUUUUUACCAAAAUGAAGGAAAAUUGGCAAUUCCUAAUUCGACGAGUCGUAUGUGUGGUACUAUUAACCACAUUGUAAGUCAAGGGGCAGAAAAAUGUGUAGAGGAAGAAAAAAACAAUUUACGGACUAAAUCGAUUGAGGCUGAACCCAAAGAGUGUAGUUCACAAAAUGAGGAAAAUUUUGUGCGAAAAAAAAGUUGCAUGGAAGAGAUAAAGAAGUGUAGACGACAAUCAUAUAUGGAACACUUGGGAGAGAUGCGUCCUUCCCAGAUGUACACAAAUGAACAGUUGAGAUGCAACAAAAAGUGUGUUGAAAUGAAUAAACAAAAAGAGAAGAAUACUACUACAGAAAAAUAUGCUGGUGGGAUUAUUUCUUUUUUUAAGAAAAAAGUGACUCGAAUGGGUAAUGAAAAAGGAAAGGAUGAAAUGGAGACACGAAAGAUAGGGGGAAAUUGUUACUAUGAUGAUGAAAAUAUAGGAAAAUUUGAGGAAUAUGCCAAGUGCAGCCCAUGUGAUGAUACUUGUUACUGUCAAGAGAAAAAUUGUAAGAGGAGGAACCACAAGUUCAUAAGAAGGAGACGGCAAGCAAAAAGGUAUAAUGGGCAUGUCAACAAUGCAAAUUAUAAUAAAGAACAAGAAAGUUGUAACGGGAGUGAUAACCAGGUUGAGAAGGUAGCAGAUGAGAAGGCAGAGGAUGAGGAAGAUUGGGCGAACUUGUUUUGUCAACGGAAAGCGCAAGAAAAAGACGUGGCCCUGCUGAAUGCAUAUAAGUAUAUGUUAAAUUAUUAUAAAAGAAACAAAAAAAGGUUGUAUGAUUAUAAUAUUAAAGAAGAAUUACGGUGCAUGUGCAUAAACAAAUAUAUAUACCUUUGCAAUAUAAUUUACAACUGCCUUAUGUACAUGUUCGAGAUGAAGUAUAAGUAUAAAGAUAUGAAAAAAAAAAAUUACUUCAUAUUUUCAUAUAAAACUUUCAAAAAGAAAAAAGAAAUUAAUUCCUUCCAGAAUUAUAAUGGGAAAAACGACAUUGUCAUAAAUAUCAGGCACUUACUCAAUUUUGAUUUCAUCAUUAUGAACACAUUGCAUUUAGUAGAAAGUAUAUACAUGAACUUGUACAAAUGCAAACUAUUUACAGAUAUGUGCAUUUUCAAUAAUAUAAAGUAUAUUUGUUUGGAUGACAUUGAAACGAAGAAAAAGGAAAGCUACAGCAAUGGAAAUAUUCAUUUGUCAAAUAAAAAUGUGAUAAACAAUUUGGAAAAUAAACACAAAAAUGAUUUUAUCGGAAGUGCUUACCAGCAAGAUUACAUGACGUAUCAAACUAGUGUAAAUGGAUUAAGUUCUUUAAGUUUUUGCAACAUUCCCAAUGAUGUACUUCCAGAAGAAGAGUACCAUGCAAAUGAUGGUUUGGAUCGACGAUCAUUUCAUGUAACAGGUAUAAAUAACAAUUGUGAGAAACGCAGAUGUAACACACACAACCAGAGAAAUACAUCUCUUAGAAUGGGAGAAUCGGAAAGAGGACAACCAUGGGCUCACAUGAGUGGUCUAAGUGGUAUUGCAAUCAGAUGUAACAGCAAGACUAGUUUUCAUAGUUCCAGGUGGGGAGAAGAACGUGUUGAAAUUGAUAAGUGCGAGAAGGAGCAUAACAAGGAAAGCAGUGGCAGAAGCAGUGGCAGAAGUAGCUGCAGCGAGAGAAAAGAUGGGAAGUCAAAUAAGCCAAGAAAGAGGAAGAGUAUGAGGAAGAUGGCCUUUUUUUUAAAGAGAGGAAGGAAAAAAUACGAUGCACCAAGAAAUGCAAAGAAUCUUUCUAUAAAUAACUACUUCUUCAGAGAUAAGGUGCCGAAAAAGGGUAGGAACUUGAAUGGAAUUUCGAUAAAUUACUUCCAGAAUUAUAAACUUUUGUCAGAUAAUUACAAAGCUAAGUUGGCUAGAAUGAGUAAGAAAAAGAAGGAGAAAAAAAAGAAAAAGGAAAGAAAAAGAGAAAAAAAAAAAAAAAAAAAAAAAAAUUUCAAAAAAGAAACAAGUGGUGAUGGAAGCAGAAGUGCCUUUUAUUACUAUAACGGCAUUUAUCGUGUACAUGAGGAAGAUGCACAGCGAGGUAAGAAUAAUGCUGUGAGAUCAAAAUGGAAUAUUAAAAAGUUUUUUAUCGGUCGAAAAAGAAUGAAAAAAGGUGAAAAAGAGGAAAAUCAGGACUUGGGGAAUAAUAAUAACCCUAUCAAUCCUGUAAGAGUCAACAAUCUGUUCGUUAAUCCCGAGUCAAGGGGUAUCAAAAACAGCAGCAUUAAUAAACUUCUUCAAGCUGAUAUAGGAGACAUGGAAGAAGAAGAAGAAGAAGAAGAAGAAGAAGAGGAGGAGGAGGAGGAAAACAUAGAGAGAAUAAAACAUUUGUUUAUAAGCUUUAACAACAACUACAAGGAAAAGAAAAUAAACAAUUAUAUUAACAACAUAUUCAAUUACACGUCGUUACAUUCGAAUAUCAACGUUUGUUAUAGGAAAAAGUUUGAAAUAUUUGAUUAUAAAAUAAAAAUAGGGAGAGGAUUAUUGAAAGUGUUGUACUCAUAUUAUUACAGGCACAAUUUGUCACUAUUUUACAAAAUAUUUAAAAAAAUUGAAUAUAUAUAUACAUAUCUGAAUUUAUGUUUUUACAACUCUUUAUUCAAUUUUAACAUUGAUUUGAAGGAAAUGAAUGAGGAGAUAAGUAAAUACUCAUUAUUCAUGGUGGCCAAAUAUAUCAAGAGACACAUGCAUAAUAACCCGAAAUUAUAUAGUACCUUUAUUGUGAAAGUAAUAAAUUUUAUAAACAGUGAUAUUCACAAAAUGGUGAAUUUUCUAUGCAUGUACAAUUACAAAGAUAUAUUAAAUAUAAUAAAUCAAUACCUAAUUCAAGUAAAUAUAAGUAACAAAUUGACAAUAAAUAAAUAUAAUUUGUUUUUAUUUAGAAAAAAUAAACUUGUUUAUGUUCCUAUAUCGAAUAUUUUAUUUCUCCAUUGUAAUCAAUUUAGUUUAAAUGAUAUAAUCAAAAUUUUGUAUAGUCAUCCACAGUAUGGUCUAUUCAUAAAGAGUGUAGCAGUAAACAAUUUGAUAUACAUGUAUAAAAAAAGCACAAUAACAAAUUGUAUGUAUUUGCAACUGUUUGAAUAUUUAAAGGUAGACGUAGGGAAUCGAAUAUUUUUCUUUAUUAUUUUUUUUUCAUUUCAUUCUUUUCGUUUUUUAUACCAGUUUUUUCUCAAUUUGCACACGUAUAUAAAUGAUGAAUAUUUGGCUGACUUACCCUGCACCUAUGAUGUCUCCAAAGGAUUAAAUACAAAAAGUGAAACGCUACUUCCAGCGACAUGUGAAAAUCAUGGUGAUACUAAUCAUAACACACUAAGUACUUGGGAUAAUAAGAACAUAAACCACCAGUGUGUAUUAUUCAACACGGAAUUAUUUAUCAAAAAGACCAACCCAAUCAAGGACUUUUUUAUGUUUCUCCUUGUGAAGAAGAAUGAUGAAAAGAAGCAAAAAUGGAAUUCAUCAACAGAAAAUAAAAAUGACAGAAAUGGAAAAAACAAUGGAAACGGGAAUGAUGGAAAUCUAAACAGUAGUAAUAUAAAUCAGAACAAUAUAAACAUUAGUAACUUUAUUUUUUUUAAAUACCAAAAUUAUGUGAAAAAAUCACACGUACUAACGUUAAAAUGUUUUCUUAUUAAAAAAUUAUUUCUACAAAAUUUGUGUUAUAAAAACAGAAAGAUGUUAAUUGAAUCAUGUCAUUUUCAUAAUUACAUUUUCUACACAAGCCAACGAGCAUCUCAAUUGGAUAAAAAAAUACAACAUGAUUUUGUAAAAAUGGAAAUUCGAAAUUUGCUCAAUAGCAUCAACGUGAAAAAAAUAAAAUUAUUAACAAGCAACAAUGUGGUUUCUCACCUCUCGGAUGACAUAAAAAUUCUCAUGUCUGCUACGAGGUCUCCUAUUCUUUUGAAUUUCAAAACAUACAAGAACAACCAGCGAGUGUUAAGAAAGGGAGGAGAAAAUGCAAAACCAGGAGUAGUGAACCCAUGGAUGGAAGUACAAGUGAACGCAGGAGAUAGAAGCAAUGUGUACUUUAACCAAAUUUUAAAGGAAAUGACAUCAACCGAUAACAACUCCAGGAAACGAGGAGUUCAGAACUAUUCUUGUCCGUUUCAGAACAUGAAAAAUUUAAAUCAGAAUAAUAGCAAAGAUAGUAUGUGUAUUGAAUUAGGGAACCUAUCGAAGGAGAGAAAUUUCCUCAUCGAUGAAAAGAGAGAAGUUGAUACCUUUGUAAAAAGAAUGAUCUCAUCAGGGUUAUUUUAUCCAACAGAAGAAGUAGACGAAGAAGUAGACGAAGAAGCAGACGAAGAAGAAAAGAAAAAAAAGUAUUUACAAAAAAGUAAGCAUCAUUCUGCAUGUAGCAAGAUGGAAAAGGAGAACGCACGAGCGUAUAAAAAUGAAAUGGCAUCACAAGCAACGAGGAGGGCUAAGUCAUAUGAAAUGCAUGCUACAAGUAAUAUCAUUAGUACGGCACCCCGAGUUACAGGUAGUAAUAUUUUUGUGCAAAGAAAAUCUAAUAAAAUUUAUGAACAUGAUAAAAUUUACGAGGAUGUGGCUUAUAUAUACAAAGUUAAUGAUGAUGUGAGACAAGACAAAUUGGUAAUACAAGUUAUUCACAUAUUUAUUCAUAUUCUAAGUGAUUACAAAUUAGGUUACAAUUUAUUUCCAUACAAUAUCAUAACCAACAAGUACAACAGUGUGCAAACGAACGAACAUGCGGAUUAUUACAAUAACACAGCUCAUGAAACUACAAAAGGAGUAGAUACCACGGGUGCUUCUCCUAUCAAUGGACAGAGUGGGCGCAAAUUUUCCUUCUCCUUCCGUCUAUUCAGAAAAAGGAAAAAUGAGAACACUAAAGGUGAAGUUAUUAAUAACCAAUGUAGCAGAAAUAGUAACAUUGUUGAUGAAAAAUAUCUUCCAGAGGUAAAGGAAAAAGAAAAAGAAGAAGAAGCAGACAUAUAUUCCAAACACAUACCCAGUGUCCAUAGACGGGACCCCGAAGAACAAGGAAAGAUGAAAAAUAAUCAAAUAAACGUUUCAGAAAAUUUGGAAAUUCAACAACAGAGUAUAAUUCCAUUCAUACCUGAACAGUUCAGUGGAUAUUCGAAAAGAAUAGAAAUUUCCCAAAAGAAAAAAAAAAAAAAAAAAAAAAAAAAAAAAUUUGAAAAUUUAGGUGCAGUUAUUGAAGUGUUAGCAAAUACAAAGAGCAGACAUGAAAUUGGGAGAAAGUAUCAAAACCUAAUAAAGUUCUACCAUCUCAAAUUUUCUCAUAUUAACACGUAUAUUUACGCGUUACGAAAUUUUAUAUGUUCCUUAGCGGCCUAUUCUCUUCUCUCAUUUAUUUUGCAAGUGAAGGAUAGACACAAUGGAAAUUUACUCUUCGAUGAAUAUGGAAAUAUUAUUCACAUUGACUUUGGGUACAUCCUCAACAUUUACCCUGGAAUUUCCAUAAAUUUCGAAUUGGCGCCUUUUAAGUUAACGAGAGAAAUGAUCAUGCUCUUAACAAUGAAAAGUCAGAAAAAGCAAUAUUUUAUUUUUACUUACAUUCAGUUGGUUGUUAAAGGGUAUUUGUUGUUAAGGGAAAAGAGUGAUUGGUUGAUUUCAUCCAUUCUGAGUUUAUCUCAUUCGGACAUUAACUGCUUUAAGUAUAACACAGUUGAGAAGUUAAGGAAGCGUCUUAAACUAGACAAAAGCGACAACGACGCAAGCAUUUACAUGAUAAAUAAAAUUCAUCAAGCGUAUAAUAACAUAACUACAAUUAUGUAUGAUUACAUUCAGAAUAUCCAACAAGGAAUUCAAUGA
This is a messenger RNA of Plasmodium gonderi, 13914 nucleotides long. RefSeq names its product phosphatidylinositol 4-kinase. The coding region runs from base 1 to 13914 and encodes 4637 amino acids. Gene Ontology annotation, biological process: phosphatidylinositol-mediated signaling; phosphatidylinositol phosphate biosynthetic process. The transcript is spliced from 6 exons. Lineage: Eukaryota; Apicomplexa; Aconoidasida; Haemosporida; Plasmodiidae. Gene Ontology annotation, cellular component: membrane; cytoplasm. The record is from RefSeq and is a predicted model, not a curated record. Gene Ontology annotation, molecular function: 1-phosphatidylinositol 4-kinase activity.